This is a messenger RNA of Wyeomyia smithii (pitcher-plant mosquito), 2775 nucleotides long. RefSeq lists its product as uncharacterized. Gene Ontology annotation, molecular function: nucleic acid binding. Gene Ontology annotation, biological process: DNA integration. The transcript has 2 exons. The record is from RefSeq and is a predicted model, not a curated record. Lineage: Eukaryota; Metazoa; Arthropoda; Insecta; Diptera; Culicidae. Bases 1 to 2775 code for a protein of 924 amino acids.
AUGGCGUGCAAUGUCGCUAUCUUCGGAGCGACUUGUUCUCCGGCGCAGUCACAGUAUGUGAAAAACCUGAAUGCAACGGAGAAUGAGCGAGAAUUCCCUAAGGCGGCAGCGGCUAUCAAGGAGAAGCACUACGUCGAUGAUUACCUCGACAGUGUCGACACUGAAGAAGAGGCCGUAAAAUUGGCGUUGGAAGUAGCUGAAGUUCACCGAAAAGCAGGUUUUCGUAUACGCAACUGGGUUUCAAAUCGACCAUCAGUCCUGGAAGCCAUCGGUGAAGUGCGCCCCGCUGAGGUGAAGGACCUUACAAUGAACAGCCAUAGCGGGUUGGAACGCGUUCUUGGUCUAUCCUGGCUGACGACCGAGGAUGUGUUCUGCUUUAAGUUUAAUCUGCAAGAUGAUCUGAAGUCGCUCGUAAAAGGGAACAUAGUGCCGACGAAAAGAAUGAUGCUGAGCUUUGUGAUGAAAAUCUACGACCCCUUGGGGCUGGUCGGUUCACUAGUAAUCCAAGGAAAGAUCCUGUUGCAGGACAAGCAUUGGUUGCAAGUUCUAAAGGAGCUGGACAACAUCCGAAUUCCCCGAUGCUACUUUCCAGGAUAUGAUCCUGCCUGUUACGAAGACCUGGAGCUUCACAUUUUUGUAGACGGCAGUGAGCAAGCCUACUCUGCAACAGCGUACUUUCGUGUUCGAGAUCAAGGACAAAUUCGAUGCACCCUGGUUUCCUCCAAGACGAAGGUAGCUCCACUACAGCAAACGUCAAUUCCUCGACUGGAGUUGCAGGCAGCUGUAAUUGGUGCCCGCUUACGCAAGACUAUCGAAGAUGGCCACUUGGUACAAGUCAAACGCACGAACUUCUGGAGCGAUUCCAGCACCGUUAUCUCAUGGAUCAAGUCAGAUACUCGCCGAUAUCGCCAGUACGUGGCGUUCAGAGCCAACGAGAUCCUAUCCCUGUCGAAAACCGAUGAACGGCGGUGGCUGGGAACUAAAAUAAACAUCGCUGACGAAUCCACGAAGUGGGGUAAAGGCCCGAACUGCAAGCCCGACAGCCGAUGGAUGCGUGGACCCGCCUUUCUGUACCAGGAAAAUAAGGAUUGGCCGGCGGACAAGUUCACGAUAGCGAAUGAAACUGAAGAAGAGCUGCGACCAGCGUACGUCUGCAGUCAUUUUCUAGCAGUGUCAUUGAUUGAUGUGUCCAGGUUUUCGAAAUACGAGCGAUUGUUACGAAGCAUGGCGUAUGUGCACCGGUUUGCUGGGAAGCUAUUACAGCGUAUUGGGAGGCGACCGAGAAGCGUCGAAAUCGAUAUCAGCCGUGAAGAUCUGCAGAACGCAGAGGAGUGUCUCUGGCGGAUUGCUCAAUCAGAUGGUUACGCGGAUGAAGUGGCUACGAUGAAUCGCAACGUACGAUUAGCACCAGAGAACCGAAAGGCCCUAAGUCGAAGUAGUUCGAUGGCAAGGUUGCCUCCGAUGCUGGACGAUCGCGGUUUGCUGCGCGUUGAUGGUCGCAUUUCCGCGGCAGACUGUGUUCAGUACGAUACGAAGUUUCCGAUAGUCUUGCCCAAAUGUCAUCCGAUCACCAACUUGCUGCUGAGCUGGUAUCAUCGAAAGUUUCGUCACGGCAACAAUGAAACGGUAGCGAACGAAAUACGUCAGAAGUUCUCCAUUCCAAGCUUGAGAGCACGAAUCCGGUCACUGGAAAAGAGCUGUCAGUGGUGUCGAGUGUGCAAAGCAACUCCUGCAAUUCCGAAGAUGACUCCGGUUCCUUGGUUUCAUACCACUCCUUUCGUUCGACCCUUCACCUUUGUAGGUAUCGACUACUUUGGGCCAUAUCUAGUAAAGAUCGGUCGUAGUAGCGUUAAACGCUGGGUAGCGAUCUUCACGUGUCUGACCGUCCGAGCCAUACAUCUGGAGGUAGUACACAGUCUAACAACCGACUCGUGUAAGAAAGCAGUUCGGCGAUUCAUCGCUCGCAGAGGAGCACCGAAAGAGGUGUACACAGACAACGACACGAAUUUCAUAGGCGCCAGCAGAGAGCUCGACGAGGAGUUGAGGAAAAUCAACUUAGCCAUGGGCAGCGCCUUUACGGACACAGAUACUCAGUGGCGGUUCAACCCACCAUCGGCUCCGCAUAUGGGUGGAUGCUGGGAGCGAAUGGUGCGUUCGGUAAAGACGGCGCUAGGAGUGCUGCCUACGUCGCGUAAGCUGAACGACGAAUCGUUCACGACAUUUCUGGCCGAAGCUGAGCAUAUGGUUAAUUCCCGGCCGUUGAUUUACCUACCACUGGAUAGUGCACAGCAGGAAGCGUUAACCCCGAACCACUUCCUGAUGCUCAGCUCUAGUGGAGUUCGCCAGUUAGUCAAACCACCGACGGAUGAGAAGGAAGCGUUGAAGAAUAGUUGGAAACUGAUACAAGAAAGGCUGGAUUCGUUCUGGAGACGUUGGAUUACCGAAUACCUGCCGAUCUUAACUCGGCAGUGCAAAUGGUUCCACGAUGUACCACCGAUCAAAGAAGGAGCUUUGGUGAUGAUAGUCGAUGGAAAAGUACGGAACCUUUGGACUCGUGGUCGAAUUAGUAGAAUCUACCCUGGGAAGGACGGAGUUGCGCGUCGCGCAGAUGUGGAAACGGCGACCGGCAUGCUGAAAGGUAGAGCGGUUUGUAACCUAGCGGUUCUGGAUGUGACCGAUCAUGAGAGAGCGAGUUGUGGAGGGCAAAACAGCGGUGAGCUCGGUGCCACUCGGCACGAGGGGGAGGAUAUUACGGUGGACAGAAACGAAAAAUAA